Molecule: messenger RNA, 9020 nt
Organism: Anastrepha ludens (Mexican fruit fly)
Lineage: Eukaryota; Metazoa; Arthropoda; Insecta; Diptera; Tephritidae
Product: F-box/LRR-repeat protein 20-like
Exons: 4
Coding region: 1-1350 (449 amino acids)
Biological process (GO): SCF-dependent proteasomal ubiquitin-dependent protein catabolic process
Cellular component (GO): SCF ubiquitin ligase complex
Molecular function (GO): protein binding
Source: RefSeq, a predicted model, not a curated record
AUGGCAUGCCUCCGCGAUUUAAUUAAAAGUAGCCUGCGCAGUGGCAGUAAGGCCAAAAUCACGACGCUGUAUAGGUAUAUUUUUGAAAGCGAAGGCGACAGAAGUAACCGCCAACGACUUAGAGAGUUCUGUGGCUUCGCCUAUAACGAAGGCAGCGCGGAAUUCGAAGUUAAAUCUCAAUACGUGGAUGCAAAUUUGAACGAACGUGACCUGGUCACCAUUUGCAACGUUUUAGGAAUAGACUACAAUAAGGGACACUUACUCGUAGCAAGCGAUGCAGAAAAUCACGACGAUGACGACGACGGCGUUGGCAGCGAAGACGAGGCAGCCAACAGCUACGACGGCGCAGAACAACGUGCUUGUUCUACAUUGCGGAAUAGGAGAAACAACGAUUGUUUUUUUUCUAUCGACGGCAACGAAGGUAGGAAAGAAGCUCACAAAACUGCUGAACGACGGGAAAGAAGGCGUAUUUGUGACGAACGAGAAGCAAGUAUAAGCGCAAGUGAAGCUAACGAAAAUGAAAUGCCAAUGCAAAUGUCGCGGUUUGCAAUAAAUUUUCGUGAUAUUGAAGACUCAGUAAGGCCGUUUGAUGGUACUGACAAAUUGCCAAUAGAUGUGUGGGUAAAUGAAUUCGAAGAAACUGCUACCCUCAUGCGUUGGGAUGAAUUUCAAAAAUUUGUGUUCGCAAAGAAGUCGCUGAAAGGUUUAGCAAGAAUGUUCAUUUUAAGUGAAAGGGGAAUCACAUCGUGGUGUAAACUGAAAAAAGCAUUAAUAGAUGAAUUUCAGGCUGUGUUUAUAAAACGCCUGACAGUCAUUGUAAUUCUUCUGCUGUGCUCUUUUUCUUCUCUCAUUGCAGUGCACUCUUUGCCCCACUUAACUGUGCUUAGCCUAUCCGGUUGCAGUAAACUUACCGACGACGGCGUUGAAUUGAUUGCUGAGAAUCUACAAAAGUUACGUGCCCUCGAUUUGUCUUGGUGUCCGCGCAUCACUGACGCAUCGCUGGAGUACAUCGCCUGUGAUCUGAAUCAGCUGGAGGAGCUGACGUUGGAUAGGUGCGUACACAUCACCGACAUCGGUGUCGGCUACAUCUCUACAAUGCUCUCACUAACCGCACUUUUUCUGCGUUGGUGUUCACAAGUACGUGAUUUCGGACUGCAACAUUUAUGCUCAAUGCGUAACCUACAAGUACUCUCACUUGCCGGGUGUCCACUACUCACCUCCUCGGGUUUGUCAAGCCUAAUACAACUACGUCAUUUGCAGGAGCUCGAACUGACCAAUUGUCCGGGAGCAUCGCAUGAAUUGUUCGAUUAUUUGAAAGAACAUUUGCCACGUUGCUUAAUUAUUGAAUAAUACGUUUGCAAAGCUACAUCAAAGCCGGCGGCGAUGCGGUAUUUGUUGAGGAGAAAAGCAGAAAAUAGACAAACAACUCUGCCACAAAUUGAGUGGAUGUUAAUGAAGAAGACGAUAAUAAUUCUAAUGACGCUGUUGCUAUUGCCAAUGGAAACUAGCAAACCAAAGCUGACGCUAAAAUUGAAACUUAUGAAGCUAUUUAUUAAAAACUUUAAAGGCUGCACUGAAUACUCUAAAUGCAAAUACAACAUAUACAGUUAGAAAAUAAAGACAGAAAAAACCAAAAUCUUUACACUGAAAAGCUAAUUUAUUUUGGAUGAAAAAUUUGUUUGCAUUUUUACAAGCGUCUAUGAAUCAUUGAAAACCAGUAGAUAAAUACUAGAACUUCAUCAAAACAUAAUUUUUUUCUAAAGGAAAAAUGCAAAGAAUUUUUUUAUGCAAUAAAAACGCAUAUGUAGAUUUUGUUGUUAAUUUUCCUAUAACUUCAUUUACCACUUUCACACAAAUUAUAAAAACAAAAUAAAAAUUGUGGUGAAGUAAGUAACGAACUACAUUUAAAGAUAAAAUAUUUAUAUUAUUGCUAAACGAUGUCGAUGUUCCUCAACUUGAAACAAAAAUGUGUAAAAAAAUAUUCUUAAAACUUGAUUCAAAAUAUUUGCCAUUCAGAUUUUGAAAUUCAUAAUUUUAACAAUUUUAGCAAACGUAAUAUAAUUAGCAAAUUAGUUCUAGGUAGUGCUUUUAAAAUAAUUUAAUACAACAAAUUACGGAUACGAGUAGAAGACAGUUUUAAAACGUAGCUAUUUCGUGAUUAUGGGUAAAUUUUAAAGAAAAAGAUUUUGCAUGUACACAUAUUUAUAGGUUUAUUCUGCACGUUACCGGAUAUUUUUAUAUUCUUCUUUUCGAGUAAUAAUAAGUCUGUAACUAAAUUUCUGAGAAUUUGUCAGAUUGUGUUCUUAUAGAGAAAGCUAUCCAAAUAAGUAUGAAAAUACAGAGCUUGCAAGUUUUCAAAAAAAUGAAAAAAAUAAAAAUUGCGAAGUGUGUCUUCAUCUGCACAUUUCUUGUAUGGAAAUUUAUUUUUAUUUAAAAUUUUUCACUAGAGAUUUUUUUAAAUUAAACUUCAUAUUUAUUUAGUGCAUAGGCACAUGAUGAUAGCUGCUAUGACUUGCAACAUAUCUCCUUAAAAUGAAAUCGCACUUUGCGCUCUCAAUUCCCCUUCCUUGCGAAGAUUUUGGAUACGAUACACUGAAACGUGAUAGGUUCUCUGAUGAUAUUAUGUAACAAUUACAAAAAGUAAACAGAUACGUAAACACAAAUAUUGUUACAAUAUACAGUAACUGGCAAGCUGUCACACGAGCAAUGCCGAAUGGUCUGUUUUAGAUAUUAUCGACGAACAUUGUUCUUAGUUUCAUGACACACUAUUAGGUGGACAUUUUUCGCUAUGUACCAAUAGGGGGGUCAAGUCGAAAUGCUGAUAUCGCAUGCCUUGGAGAGCAUUAUUGAAAUAUGCUUUGCAGUUAAACUAAAUUUAAUUGCCCUAUGUUCCAACUAGGAACCACAGGAAAGCAAGUAAGUAAGUUUAAAUGCCCAAUUUCGCAUGCAUAAUCUCGGAUAAAAAAAAUUCAAUAAUUUCAUUUGAGUGUAUUGAAAACAAUUUUUUUUUUGGUAAACAAACUUUCCAUUUUGACUUAUUUCUGUGUAAGGGUUAAUUUCAUUUGACUGUAUUGAAAUUUUUUAUUUUUUGUAACCAAAUUUUCCAUUUUGCCUUAUUUCUGACGUUUAUGUUGAAUUUAGAGCUUUGGUGUAUCUAAAGAUAAAUAGUAACAUUUUAUGGUAAAUAUAUAUUUUAACUCGUUAUAUCCCUGUGAUAUGAGUUUUUUCACACAAGAGGCCCAUCUAUUGAGAAGUUAUAUAUAUAACUAGCUUUAACCCACGGCUCCGCUCACGUAGGAGUAGUUUCGAGGGACUUAGGAUAUGUAUAUGAAAGAAUUACAAACAAUAAUAAAUCAUUUUUUAUUAAUAACCAUAAUCUUACAAUACCCGGCAUCCGUUGCUAUGCUUCGUUGAAUAAAAUCAAAACAACCAAUCAGAAAAAUAUCAAGCAAAAUUAUUUUUAUUAAUUUUCUAUCUCAAGCCGUUUUUUAAAACUUUGCAUUUGGGUCAUAGUUGAACAGCUUAUGCGGAUUAUGAAGUCUAGAGUGUGCUAUAAAUAGUGGGAAAUAGGAAAAACUAAGAUUUUUUAGAUUAAAUUUAAGCAAAUAUUCGAUUAUUAGUGACGAAUGAGAAAGGUGGGACGGCCUGGGGUCUGUGGGAAGGGAAUUCCAUCAUAAAAACUUGCCUAUAAGCUUCAUUGGGUGACAAUAUGAAUGUAUAAAAAUUUUUACGUCAUUUGGUGUUGUCGUUUCGUAGUGAUGCGCGGACAACGUACAGACAUUCACCUUUAUAGUAUAGAUUGGCACUUACACCCUUUUUGGGUGGUUUGUCAAGCUCCACCUCCUAUUUGUGGCGUGCGUCUUGGUGUUGUUCCACAGGAGUUAUGGGACUAAAAUGUUCUCCGUUAUUGUCUAAACAGAACUACUGAACACAUCAUAUAUCUAAAACUAGGAUCUAAGGAUCACAUAGUUUCCUAUGCCGAUUUACCAUAAGAACUCGCAAAUGGGUAAAAAAUUGGACCUAAAAUAAAAUUCAGACCUACACUUUCAAAUCGUCGAUAUAUUCAAGUAUGUUUUCUUCCCCCUUUUACAUAAUUCGUUGUCCGAUCACGUCAUUUCCUAUGACUAUUUGCCAUAAAACUGUGUAAAAUGUCUUUGACUCACCCGAAAAAAAUUCAGAAGUUCACUUUCAAGUCGAUACGCAUAUAGAUUUUUUUGCCCUUAACCAAAAACCAUUGUCGGGUCUCUUUUAUUUUAUUUUUCUGUUGUACAGAAUAAUUGAACCAGCAAUGCUUUAAACAUGCAUCAUCCCUUCAAAAUGGCCACCGCUAUUGUCAAAUAACGUAAAAGAUCAGAUUGGUAGCAUUACAUUACUUAGGGGACCUCUUUUUAUGUAAUUUGCGUUGGCGUUUUUAGCCAAAUAAAUAUAAACUUUUGCUUAAUAAAAUACGUAUAUUUUAAUUUGUCUUUUAUUUAUUUAUUCUUUUUUAUUGAUUUAUUAAUUUAUUCAUUCAACUGAACAAUAAAUUAAAAAAUUACUUUAAACUCAUUAAGAUAAUUGUUUAGUAGACUACGUAAUAUAGCACGUUGAGUAUAGUAUUUCAUAUAAUGGGUGAGAAAUCGCCAGCGCUUUUAUUUGCCAUUACCAAAAGUUAUGUUACCGGUGCAGAAUAGACUUACUUACUCUUAGAACUUUGUGCAGCAGAAAACACAAAAUUCAUCAUACACCUACAUAAUGCAAAAAGUAAAUGUUAAUUACACAAAAGGUAUACUAUAAAAAAUAAAUGUUUGUGUUAAGUAAAGCAGCGCAAGCGUUUUUUAUAUACUGCUACAGUGUAGCAUAUCCAUGGGCGCGAUGUGUAUUACCCCAUUGCUAUACUUUUAAAACAAAAUAUUAAAGACCGCUUGAAAGUCAAUGGAUAUUGGUGUAAAUAUUUAAUUUAUGCUGUAAAGUACUUUUUAGCACAUAUAUAAUUUUUAAUAUUAUACCAAACUAGUUUUCUUUUAAAUAAAUAAAAUUAUAUUAUAUUUAAUAUUUAAUUUAUUUGCUGUGAUUUUCAUUUUAUGUUAAGAUAUACCGAAAAAAUGUGUUAAAUAAAAUAAUGCGCCAUACCAUUUAGCGCAAAAAUGUAGGCAAUGAAAAAUGUUUGCAUGUAUGUAUUGCCAAAGCGAACCGAAAGAUGUAUGUAUGUGUAACUAUUAACACUAACAGAUUUAUUUUUCUCUGCAAACAAGCCAUAAUGCAACUUACUUACAUGCAUAUACAAAUAUUGAUUAAUUGCUGGUCAAAUAACCUAACGAAAAUACUACUUGUUGUAUGUAUGUAAUUGCAGUAAUUGCAAAAAAUAUGUCGAAAAAUGCAAGAUAUUGAAAUGGCAUCUCUAAUGCUUUCAGCCAUAUGAAAUUUUCAUUUAAAUAAUCUAUUUACCUAUAUACUCGCAUAUACAUACAUACAUACAUAGGGACAUUUUUCAAUGAUUAUGCUAAUUAAGUUUAGUUUUAGGUAAACUGUGAACACUUAUGUUCCCCAACAAGUCAUGAAUCCGCCCAAUUAGUUUGUAUGCAUACAAUAACAUAUUUACUUUACACAUACAUAAAUAUUUACAAACACACAGUUCAGCAUUACUGGACAAUGAAAUAUACUUAUACAUACAUACAUAUGUGCAGCGAGAUCAAUUUGAGUGUGAAAUCAUUUAAGCAUUCUUACGUACUUGCGCACUCGUAUAUGACAUUAAAUAUAUACACAUACAUUCAUACAUACAUACCGAAGUAUAUUUGCCGAAACUCCUAGUAGUAGUAAUGGCACCCUAACCUCACAAAAAGUUUACUUGAAAUCUUAUAUGGCAUGGCACAAACAUUAAAAACAGCGUUCGGAAAAUUUUUAACAUUUAUUUGAAUUAAAGGAAUAUAUAACCUUUGGCUUACACUCAGAAUAUUUUUGAUUCAAAGGCUCGUAUACCUUUUGUUUUUAGCUUUCAUUUUGACAGAUGUGGUUCUCGUAUGUAUGAGUAUAUCUCACAAAAACAUCUAUGCUCUCAGAAGUUCGCAAAAUAAGUAUGAUGGUCACUACUAAUUUUUAUGCCAACCAGGCACUGCCGUAAGAGCCUGUAGAUGACUUCACACUGAAGUCCAAAUAUCAACCAAAUAAAGGAAGCAUUUUAUCUAAAUUCCAUCCUUGAGCUCAACUUAAUUUUAAAAAUAUGUAAAAUUGGAAAAUUUCCAUAAUUAUCUAAGAUUCAUAUUAUCAUUGGAAUAAUGUUUGAAACAACAAAAACAAGUAGCAAAUGCAAGCUUUGGAAAAGAGGCAAAACCACCGAUCUGAGCAUAAUUUCUUCGGUCACAGCUAUAGAUAGGAAUUUUAAAGCUUCUACAUUAACAUUUAAAUCGUGCAGAAACAGUAAUUUGUUGAAGAGGGGAUAGAGAUCUCCAAAUUAUCAAUAACAAUGUUGGUUUUUCUAACUUCAUGGAAAUAAUUGGUCUUGCAACUACAAAUGAACAAAUGAACCCUAUAGAAUUUUCAUUAGAGCCAAAAUAAGUGCUUGGGAGGACUGAGUACAGCAGUUAACAAAACGAAACCAAUAUUAUUUAUAGGUUUUUGUAAAAGAAUUUCACAUUUAACUAAAAUUCAAAAGAAUUAAUGUCGAUGCAUUCACCUCUGUUGCUGUCCUUAAGAUUGUUGAAAUCGAGGCACAUUGAACAAGUAGAACCGUGGAGUAAACAAUAAGAGCAAGUCUUUUUUUGUUGCUUGUAUCAAAAUCUAUAAAUAAAAACUUACAGUUUAGAGUAAUUUAAAUUUAGUAAAUCAAAUCAAUUGCGCUACUGUUACUUCAAUGUGACUUGCUAAACAUUUAAAGAUGGGCACAAAAAUAUUUCACGGAAUUGUGUGCGUUAUGCAUGCAAAUUCAUACAUUUGAUAAGCUUUGAAUAAAUGCAAGCAUCCAUCAAAUGUGAAAUCUCAGAACUUAGUGUGACCUUUCGCGCUUUGAUGCUUGCGGCUUUCAGACCAAUUUGUCUAAAUAUGAAUAAUUUAUUCAAUAUUGAAAACUUUAGCAAUACUUUUGGUGUAUUAUAACCUCUCGUCUUGGAAGAUUACUGGUUAGGCGAAAAUUACUCAACUAGGCACAAAGCGCUUCAAACUUUUCCUAAUUAUUUAGAAACUCCUAUCAAAACAGCGCUUUGGUGGUACUUGAGGAGUGCCAGACUGGCACUUCAACCAUUUCACCUAGAAACUCCUAGUUUACGUGCUCACUUUUUUGUGCUAUAUUAAAUGGCAGUAUUCAUAACCUUAUAUGCCAAAUUUAUUCAAAUUCUUAAGGUAAUGAGUCCGUACAACUACCAAGCAUUUAUUGAAACUUGAAAUAAUGAGAUUUCUUCGAAGAUUGACAGAAGCUGUUUUAAUGCGAAUGAGUAUUCGAGAGUGGCAAAUUUAGAAAAUAAUAACUAGAAUUUUUACUUUAUUACUUAUUGCAAGUUAUUCUGAAUAUUAUCUUAAACAAAUGUAAGCGACAACUUCUUAAAUAAAAGCAGAAUAAUUGAUCACGUUUUGAGUAACGAAUUAGUAGUUCGCUGCACUCAAAGUUGCUUCCGAUAAGCUUGUUAAUUAGCUUAAACUCUUUAACGCUGUUCUUUCAAAACUUUAUGUACGACAAUGAAAUAAAUUGUGUAGUAAUCUAUUAGAGACGAAUUAAAAUUUGAAGAUUUAAAAAACCCAUUUAAGGAGAUAAAUAAACCAAAUUCUGAUGGAAUAAAUUAUUUAUACAAAAUAAAAGAAAUUAAUUUUAUUGUAAAGAACCAAUUAAAAUGCAUUGUUUAGAAAAGAGUUUUCUCAUAUAAAAUUAAAAUUUCAUUGUAACAAAACAUACCCAAAUAUGCAUACCUAUUUCAAAUACGCAGAUAAAUAUGAUUAGGAUUUCUUGUAAAUUACUUUUGAGUAAACAAAUUAUGAAGUAGCCGUAGGUGUGAUUGGGGGAAAAGUGAUAACGGUAAUCGAAAUUUGCGUUUGAAAAGAGAAAACAGAGAGGAAGGCAUAACCUGCCAAAAAGAUUACAGUGCAAUGAAGAAGUGUAAGAAAAAAAAACUUAAAACUUUUGCAUGAAAUAGCUUUACAAUUUUACCGUAGAUCAUCGAUAAAACAAACCAAAAGUAGUGAAGAAAUAAAUAUACUUAUAGAAGAGCGUAUGCCGUUGUGAAAUGGACAGUCAUAUACACUUCAAAUCUGUAGUUAGAAUAAAUGAACGCAAUUACAGAGAUAGAUAUAUUAAAAGUGAAAGCUAUAGAGAAAAUGUAAGUAGCAGUUUGAGAAAAGGCAUUGUGAGAGCAAAGAAGUAUCUCUUCUCCGUAAGAGAAAAAAUAUAAAGCAAACAAAGAAAGAAAAUUGGAACGAGUAAGAUGUACAAAAAAGAACUGAUAAAUGAAAAACCAAAUAAAGUAGAGAGGCAAUGCAAAUGAAAGAGGAAGUUAAAGAAAAAGGAAAAUUAAGCGGAAAAGAAAAAAUAAAAAGCAAAAAGGAAAGAAAAGAGGUAAAGACGGGAAAGCAAGGAAAAAAGGAAAACUAGAAGGAAAAGGAAAAGAAAGAGAAGAGGAAGGGGAAAAGGAAAAGAUAUAGAAAAAGGAAAUGAAAGUGAGAAAGGAAAAGGAGGGAAAAAGAAAAAUAUAAGGAAAGGAAAGGAAAGGAAAGGAAAGGAAAGGAAAGGAAAGGAAAGGAAAGGAAAGGAAAGGAAAGGAAAGGAAAGGAAAGGAAAGGAAAGGAAAGGAAAGGAAAGGAAAGGUAAGGAAAGGAAAGGAAAGGAAAGGAAUAGAAAGAAUGGCAAACGGAAAGGGUUACGGAAAAUGAGAGGAAAAGGGAAAGAAAAAGGAAAAAAGUAGAAAUAAAAAUAAAAGGAGAAGGAGAAGGAAAGGGAAAGGAAAGGGAAAAGGAAAAGGAGAAGGAAAAAGAUAAAUAAAAGGAAAAGAAAAUGGAAAAGGAAAGAGAGUAGGAAAGAUAAAAGGAAAAGGAAACUGUAAAUAAAAAUAAUAAGAAAA